Molecule: messenger RNA, 1383 nt
Organism: Cordyceps fumosorosea ARSEF 2679
Lineage: Eukaryota; Fungi; Ascomycota; Sordariomycetes; Hypocreales; Cordycipitaceae
Product: Amidase, hydantoinase/carbamoylase
Exons: 3
Coding region: 1-1383 (460 amino acids)
Molecular function (GO): hydrolase activity, acting on carbon-nitrogen (but not peptide) bonds, in linear amidines
Source: RefSeq, a predicted model, not a curated record
AUGGCUACUCGCACAACCGCUGUCACGCCGGCCAUUCUAGUCCCGGGCCAAAGGACCUACCAUGGCCUCAAAGUCAACGGCAGCAGGAUGCUCGAGACGCUGCACAAGACCUGCGACUUUGGCAAGGCGUAUCCAUGGGGCGAACUCGCCACAGAAACCGGCAUGGCUCGACUAUCCCUCAACGACGACGACAAAAAGGUUCGCGACUGGCUGCUCGCCGAGGCUGAAACUCUCGGCUGCACCGUGACCGUCGACCAGAUGGGCAACAUGUUCGUCGUCAGGCCGGGAAGGUCCAAGGACGCGGCGCCGGUCAUGAUGGGAUCGCAUCUCGACACGCAGCCGACCGGUGGGCGCUAUGACGGCAUCCUCGGCGUCAUGGCCGGACUUGAGGUGCUGAGGACGCUCGAGGAUAACAAAUGGGAGACUGAAGGACCGGUUGGUCUGGUGAAUUGGACAAACGAAGAAGGCGCCCGCUUCCCCAUAGUCACCGUCGCCUCCGCCGUCUGGGCUGGCGCCAUCCCCCUUGAGACCGCAUGGGCACUCGCCGAGGUCUCCCCCCCCGCCGGUCCUCCGCAAACCAUGAAGCAGGAGCUCGCCCGCAUCGGGUACCUCGGCGCCACGCCCGCCUCGCACGCCUCCUUCCCAAUCGCCGCGCACUUCGAGCUCCACAUCGAGCAGGGACCCGUGCUCGAGGACGCCGGCCGGACGAUCGGCGUCGUCACCGGCGCGCAGGCGCACAGCUGGUUCGAGGUGGUCGUGUCGGGCAGCGACAGCCACGCAGGCACGACGCCACUGGGCGCACGGCAGGAUGCCGUGCUGGCCGCGGCCCGGAUGAUCGUCGCGUCGAACGAGGUUGCGAAGCAGCAUCAGGGGCUGAUCACGACGGGCAUCGUGGGUGGGGUACCUGGGAGCGUCAACACGGUGCCGCACACGGCUAGGUUCACGCUCGACGUGAGGCACGCUAGUGACGUGACGGUGGUCGAGAUGGUCGGGCAGUGUCGCGCGCGGUUCGAGGAGAUUGCAAGGGGCGAGUCGGAGAGGGGCGUCGAGGUCUCGUGGAGGACCCUGACGGAGAAUAAGGCUGUUAUGUUCCACGAGCAUUGCAUCAGGGCCGUCGAGGAGGCUGCCGAGGAAUACUGCUCGCAACAGCUCCCCGAUCACAGAAAGGCAGCGGAGAGCAGGAGAUGGCAGCAUAUCACGAGCGGAGCUGGCCAUGACUCUUGCCAAGUGAGCAAGAUCUGUCCCGCUGCCAUGAUCUUCACGCCGACGAGGAAGGGGAGAAGCCACACGCCGGACGAGUACUGCCCGCCGGAGGAUUGCGUCGCUGGAGCGCAGGUAUUGCUUGGGGCUGUUUUGCGAUAUGAUGCGUCACGGAAACUAUGA